Molecule: messenger RNA, 1260 nt
Organism: Tauraco erythrolophus (red-crested turaco)
Lineage: Eukaryota; Metazoa; Chordata; Aves; Musophagiformes; Musophagidae
Source: RefSeq, a predicted model, not a curated record
AUGUAUUUCAACAGGGAAGAAAAAAUGCAAUCAACUCUGUGUCUAAAAUAUGUCUGGUUGUUUAAGAGGUCCCAUCUUAAAAGAAAUGUUGUUUUAUUUGCAGAAAGCCAUAUUCUUGAGGAUGUAAACAAGUGUAUCAUUGCACUGAGAGAGCAGAAUGCGGACAAUUUAGAUCGUGCAGCAGGUGCGAUCCGAGGACGUGCUUCCAGAGUAGCUCAUAUUGUUUCGGGUGAGAUGGACAAUUAUGAGCCAGGGGCUUACACUGAAGGAGUGAUGGCGAAUGUUCAGUAUUUGACCAAGAAUGUGAUUCCAGAGUUUAUCAGUCAAGUAAAUAUUGCAUUGGAGAGCUUAAGCAAGAACACAGUGCAUCUGUUUGACGAUAACCAAUUUGUGGACGUUUCUAAGAAGGUGUAUGAUACAAUUCAUAACAUCAGAUGCUCAGUCAUGAUGAUUCGGACACCUGAGGAGCUAGAAGAUGUAUCUGACCUUGAAGAAGACCAUGAUGCACGUAGUCAUACAAGUAUUCAGACUGAAGGGAAAACUGACAGGGCCAAGAUGACUCAACUACCGGAGGCUGAAAAGGAAAAGAUAGCUGAGCAAGUGGCUGACUUCAAAAAAGUCAAGAGUAAGCUUGAUGCAGAGAUUGAAAUAUGGGACGAUACCAGCAAUGACAUCAUUGUUUUGGCCAAGAGGAUGUGCGUGAUUAUGAUGGAGAUGACUGACUUCACAAGGGGUAAAGGACCACUGAAGAACACAUCUGAUGUAAUCAAUGCAGCAAAAAUGAUUUCAGAGUCAGGAUCAAGGAUGGAUGUCCUAGCACGGCUGAUUGCCAAUCAGUGUCCAGACCAGUCAUGCAAACAGGAUUUGCUGGCUUACCUCGAACAGAUCAAGCUGUACUCCCAUCAGCUCAAAAUCUGCAGUCAAGUUAAAGCAGAAAUCCAGAACCUAGGUGGAGAACUCAUCAUGUCUGCUUUGGAUAGCGUCACUUCGCUAAUUCAGGCUGCCAAAAAUUUAAUGAAUGCUGUGGUGCAGACAGUGAAGAUGUCCUAUAUUGCAUCCACAAAGAUUAUCAAGAUUCAGAGUCCUACUGGCCCACGACAUCCUGUUGUGAUGUGGAGAAUGAAGGCUCCAGAGAAGAAGCCCCUAAUUAAAAGAGAGAAGCCAGAAGAAAUCUAUGCAGCUGUCAGAAAAGGUUCUGCAAAGAAGAGAAUCCAUCCUGUUCAAGUCAUGAGUGAAUUUAGAGGCAGAGAAAUAGUCUAA